Molecule: messenger RNA, 2721 nt
Organism: Oryzias latipes (Japanese medaka)
Lineage: Eukaryota; Metazoa; Chordata; Actinopteri; Beloniformes; Adrianichthyidae
Gene: dlat
Product: dihydrolipoamide S-acetyltransferase (E2 component of pyruvate dehydrogenase complex)
Biological process (GO): pyruvate decarboxylation to acetyl-CoA
Cellular component (GO): pyruvate dehydrogenase complex
Molecular function (GO): dihydrolipoyllysine-residue acetyltransferase activity
Source: RefSeq, a predicted model, not a curated record
CCUCCAGCGCAGUGACGGCAACCCUUGGAGGAGAGCCGUAAAGUGUCGUGUGAGGAGGUCAUUAGAAAACGGGGAAGGUCUCUUCUCCUUCGUAGUCUCGGGCACUUUUGUUUUGGUUCCGUGUGGCCUCCGCUUCGAGUGGACAUGCUGCGUCUGUUGCUGCGGCUCCGGCCGUGUGGUCGCUCCGGGCCCAGAGUCCUGCCAGCCCGGCCUGUCGCGCUUGGCUCCCGCCCCAGAUGCAGCGGUGAGAGGCGGCUACACUGCGGAGCCGGGUCACGAACGUCGGCCUUGGGCUUGGUCUACAGUCACAGAGCCGGCCUGCUACGGUCUUCCCAACUGGUGGGUUCCGGCCCGAACACACGGUUCUACAGUCUGCCGCCACACAACAAGGUGGAGCUUCCUUCUCUGUCGCCCACCAUGCAGACGGGGACCAUCGCCCGCUGGGAGAAGAAGGAGGGGGACAAGAUCAGCGAGGGCGAGCUCAUAGCCGAGGUGGAAACGGACAAAGCUACUGUAGGUUUUGAAGUAAUGGAUGAGUGCUACCUGGCGAAGAUCCUGGUUCCUGAAGGCACCAGAGACAUUGCUGUUGGAUCAGUGAUCUGCAUCACCGUGGAAAGCCCAGACAUGAUCGCAGCCUUUAAGGACGUGUCUUUGGAUUCUCUCAAAUCCCCUGCCGCCGCUCCUCCCCCUGCAGCCUCAGCUCCUCCCCCUGCUCCUCCAACCGCUGCUGCUCCACCCCCCGCAGCGCCGGGCAGCUCCUACCCGCCACACUUGAAGGUCGCACUUCCUGCUCUUUCUCCCACCAUGACGAUGGGAACGGUGCAGCGCUGGGAGAAGAAGGUCGGCGAGAAGCUCGGUGAAGGAGAUCUCCUUGCAGAGAUUGAAACCGACAAAGCGACCAUCGGAUUCGAGGUCCAGGAAGAAGGAUAUUUAGCCAAAAUCCUGGUCCCAGAGGGAACUCGGGACGUUCCUCUGGGACAGACGCUCUGCAUCAUAGUAGAAAAAGAAAGUGACAUCGCCGCCUUCAAGGAUUACAUCGAGACUGGGAUGGCAGAGGCCUCCAUGCCCCCACCACCUCCAGCCCCUGCAGCGACUGCAGCGCCUGCAGCCACAGCACCCAGUUCUGCAGCCGCAGCUCCAGCGGCGCCAAGGAAGGGCCGUGUUUUCGCCAGUCCACUCGCCAAGAAACUGGCAGCUGAGAAGGGAAUCGAUUUGGCUCAGGUCAGCGGAUCUGGACCUGAUGGACGCGUCACUCGGAAAGAUAUCGAAAGCUUUGUUCCUCCAAAGGCUGCACCCGCAGCAGCUGCUGCUCCCUCUCCAUCAGCAGCAGCAGCAGCUCCUCCUUCACCCGCUGCUGCACCCGCUGCUCCAGCUGGCACCUUCACAGACUUCCCCAUCAGCAACAUCCGCAAGGUCAUCGCUCAGAGGUUGAUGCAGUCCAAGCAGACCAUCCCUCACUAUUACCUGUCUGUAGACGUCAACAUGGACCAAGUGCUGGAGCUUCGAAAGGAGCUGAACGAGGAGGUGAAAUCCCAGAACAUCAAGCUGAGUUUGAAUGACUUCAUUAUCAAAGCCAGCGCCUUGGCUUGCCUCAAAGUCCCAGAAUGCAACUCCUCCUGGAUGGACACAGUCAUUCGUCAGAAUCAUGUGGUGGACGUCAGCGUGGCAGUGAGCACAGCCAGCGGGCUCAUCACGCCAAUCGUGUUCAACGCCCACAUCAAAGGCCUGGCCGCCAUCGGUACCGACGUGGCGGCUCUCGCUGCCAAAGCCAGGGAGGGGAAGCUGCAGCCUCAUGAGUUCCAGGGAGGAACGUUCACCAUCUCAAAUUUAGGGAUGUUUGGAAUCAAGAACUUCUCCGCCAUCAUCAACCCCCCCCAGGCCUGUAUCCUGGCUGUUGGAGGCUCAGAGAAACGGCUGCUGCCCGCCGAGAACGAGAAAGGGUUCGACGUGGCCAACAUGAUGUCAGUGACGCUGAGCUGCGACCACCGGGUGGUGGACGGGGCGGUGGGGGCGCAGUGGCUGGCCGAGUUCAGGAAGUUCCUGGAGAAACCCGUCACCAUGUUGUUGUGAUGAGCCGGCAGACGCCUUUAGGUCACUCCCAGUUACCCCGAAGAAGCAGAGGCGGCAUCACUCCACCCACCUGUCUGCCCGUCUGCCGUCUCUCCCUUCUUUCUAUUUAUUGUGGCCCCCCCCUCAUGUCAGAAUUAGCUUUAUCUAAAAAUGAGGAGCGGCGUUAUCUGCUACGACAGAUCAAAGUCAAGACAACUUUGUGUGUCUGUGUGUGUUUCUGCACAGCAAUCUGUGAAGAGGAGCUGCAGUUUGUCUUUUAGAAGCACAGAUGUGCAGACACACACACACACACACACACAAAGACACACACACAACUAUUCAGCUGAAAUUCCUGGUUUACAGUAUUCCAUACUGUGUUGUAUAUUUAUGUACAUCAGGUGAAAAAAAAUCUAUGUCCUCUUGAAAAUAAUUCUCACUGUAGUUCUUUUUCUUUUAUUGGUUUCUGGAAUAUUCUUAAAGCUGAAACGCACAAAGUGCUGGUUUUUAUUUGAAUACAUUGGUGGGGGAUUUUAACCCGGUGCCAUCGGUGUGCGAGGCUCAGAACUCGCAGAAUCUACGAGGGCGGUCCAGAAGAGAAAAGCAGGACUGUUGGUUGGACACCAGUAUGUACACCUUACAGACAAUAAAAGGAAACUCCCUUAAACUUGUCUA